UGGUUGCACAAGAUUUACAAUUGCUUCCAGAAAAGCAAUGAGUAAGAGAGUAAGGACCCUGACAGUACCUAAAAUGGAAGGAUUCGAGCGAACACAGAUAUAUUGGAUAUCUAGUAAGAGCCUUUAGCCUGAAGACUUGACCACGACACGCUACCAAUCCAUCCAACCUAGUCACUAUGAGUCGGGCGUUGAAGUCCUCGCUUCAGAGUCUCAAGAACUGGGUCCUCCAGAGCAGCUCCCGAAACGUGAAAGCGCCAAAUUCAACUCGCGGUUCCAGAGGCACACCUCCACAUCGACACGCGCAUCAUCACCUGAUUCGACGUUCAUUGCGAGCCUCGCAAGCCUUACUUCCGCAAAGGUGCACCUCGAUUAGUGAUCAUGGGCUCGUGAAAAACGAAGUGUACAAAGGUUGAGAUAAGGAUACCGUGUUGUGGCAUUGUAUCAACCGGAGAAAGUCAGAAGUGUUGUGUGAUCAUUCUGUCUAUCUGAACUACGAAUGGGUGAAGGAAAUCAACGCUGUGGAG
Molecule: messenger RNA, 524 nt
Organism: Macroventuria anomochaeta
Lineage: Eukaryota; Fungi; Ascomycota; Dothideomycetes; Pleosporales; Didymellaceae
Exons: 2
Coding region: 177-413 (78 amino acids)
Source: RefSeq, a predicted model, not a curated record